Molecule: messenger RNA, 1017 nt
Organism: Saccostrea cuccullata (small rock oyster)
Lineage: Eukaryota; Metazoa; Mollusca; Bivalvia; Ostreida; Ostreidae
Product: anoctamin-6-like
Exons: 9
Biological process (GO): chloride transmembrane transport
Cellular component (GO): plasma membrane
Molecular function (GO): chloride channel activity; protein dimerization activity
Source: RefSeq, a predicted model, not a curated record
GUAUGAGUUAACAAAUCCCCACCAAAAAUCAAUAUUUUUUUUCGCCAAAAUAUAAACAGGUUUUGGAACAGAGAGGAUAUUGACAAAAGGACCGCUGCAAUUCAGUGUGUCGGGGAACAUUACAAAUGCUAAAGAGGGAUAUUUGAUUUACACAUCAGUAAGAGAGCGCGGGAUUUGUUUGCCUUUUGGUGAGGGAAGGGGGUAGAAUAACUCUGUCCGAACUGACAUUCCAGCCCGCGAGAGUUUCAGCAUGGAAAGAGUUCCGCUUGGUUUUGAAUUACAAGAAGAGAAUAAAGGGGACCCUGCCCUGAUCAACGUGACCCAGAUAGAUGUCAACUACCCAGGGUACCCCCCACCCGCGGCCCAACCAGAGGUGGCGCCAGGUGGUCCCGAACCUCACCUGUACCCGGCAGUACCAGGAUCUAAUUCCGGUCCCAUAGGGUUCGAAGGUCAAGUACAAGAUGAGAUAAAAGAAAAAGAAAGGGAGGACAACUCUGUAGAAGUUAACAUGGACACUCCUCAGAUUGAACCCCAGGAUGAGGAGGGCGGGGCUAAGGCGGAGAAGGAGGAGGAGACUAAUUUGAUUGACAGAUAUGCACAGCAGAUAAUUAACGAGAAAGCCACUUUGUUCUUCAAAGACGGGAGGAGGAAGAUCGAUUACAUCCUGGCUUACGAGCCGGGGGAUGAGGAGGAUCCAAAGAAAAAACAGAGGCGGGAGACGUUCGAGAAAAAUCUGAUAGAGGAAGGAUUGGAGCUAGAGCACGAGGGAAAAGAGUCCUCAAAGAAUGGUAAAACUUGCUUUGUUAAAGUCCAUGCACCCUGGGACACACUGGCUAGAUAUGCUGAACUCCUCAACAUCAAGAUGCCUCUGGCGGAGAAUGACAUGGAGACACAGCUAGAGAGCUGCUUUGAGGUCUGCUGGAGUAAGUUUCCGUCGCCCUUUGACCUCGAUCCCGAUCUCCUACCGGACGAUCCUGACUACUUCACCGCACCCUUCAACAGGGCCCGUAUGGACAC